AUGGUUAACAUUACGGAGCAUGAAUUGGUGCCUCAACACGUCGUACUUACUCAGGAGGAAAAGAAGGAGUUGCUUGAUAGAUAGUAAGUCUUGCACCUACUCCCACUCUCAUGGAAACAUAGUCGUUUGAAAGAAAGUCAGUUACCGAAAAUGCAAGUCAGUGAUCCGGUUUCUCGGUAUUACGGACUCCGCCGGGGACAAGUUGUACGGAUAAAUCGGCCUUCCGAGACAGCCGGACGCUAUAUAACCUAUCGCAUUGUCGUGUAG
Molecule: messenger RNA, 267 nt
Organism: Spirometra erinaceieuropaei
Lineage: Eukaryota; Metazoa; Platyhelminthes; Cestoda; Diphyllobothriidea; Diphyllobothriidae
Source: the annotation of a GenBank genome assembly